UGCAGGCUGAAGCAGCGUCAAAGCGAAGAAGCUGCAGCAGCAGCAGCAGCAGCAGCAGCAUCAGUCCUCGGGACUCGAUCGUUCCCCUCAUCGCAUCAAGAAGGCGCAUUCAGGCAGUUCAGCUAAAUAAGUGACUCCUCAUAUUGCAAUGGUUACACCGUCAGUCUGGAUUUUCUCAAUAGACAAGCAGGAGCUGCAAUGAAGGCAGGGGCCUCGUCCAUGUGGGCUUCAUGCUGUGGUCUGCUGAAUGAAGUCAUGGGUACCGGGGCCGUCAGAGGCCAGCAGCCAGGGUUUGGGGCCGGUGCUGGACCCUUCAGAUUUGCCCCCAGUGCGGGAUACUCCACGUACCCGCCCACCAGCUCAGGGAGCCCCGGUCUUGUGUGUAAGGCCUGCGGUCAGGCCUUCUCGGUCUUCAGGAGGAAGUAUAUAUGCUGUGACUGCAAGAAGAGCUUCUGCUCUCUGUGCUCCGUGCUUCAGGAGAAUCUGCGCAUUUGUGCCACAUGUCACUUGCUGAAGGCGACAUCUUUUCAGCGGCCGCGGCUCAUGCGCCUACGAGUCAGGGACCUGCGUCAGUACUUGCUACUCCGUAACAUCCCCACAGAUACCUGCAGGGAAAAGGAAGACCUAGUGGACUUGGUGCUCUGUCACCAAGGCAUUGAGGAAGAGGACGACCCCGACGUGGGCAGCCUUCACUCCCGUUCCCUGUAUACACCGACACCUUCUACCACGCAGUCAGCCUCGGAGCUGUCUACUUUUGUUGCCUCUCAGGAGGAGCCGCUCAGCAGAAGUGAUAGCUCUGAUACCAACCAGGAUAUAGGUGAUGCUACAUCUGUGUCUCUCCUCAACCUGGACGCCAGUGAACACUCUCCUGAGGUCAGUCCUCAGACGCGACGUCGGGCCAGAGCAUCUCUCUCAGACAUCUCCAGCUUGCGGGACAUCGAAGGCCUGUCUGUCAGGCAGCUGAAGGAGAUCCUGGCCCGGAACUUUGUCAACUAUUCAGGGUGCUGUGAGAAGUGGGAGCUGGUGGAGCGCGUCAGCAGGCUGUACAGAGAGAAGGAGGAGAACAGGAAGUCAUUGGAAAAUGUGAGCAGUGCUGUAACCACAGUGGUGGCCUUCCCUCCUUCCCCUCCCAUCUGCAAUGGUGCCAUCGGAGAUGGUGAGAAGCGUCCACUGACGAUCCACGACGACAACCUCUGCAGGAUCUGCAUGGAUGCUAUGAUCGACUGCGUUCUCCUGGAGUGCGGUCACAUGGUCACCUGCACCAAGUGCGGCAAGAGGAUGAACGAGUGCCCGAUCUGCAGGCAGUACGUCGUGAGGGCCGUGCAUGUCUUCAAGUCCUAAUGCACCUCUGCUACACCGCCGCACCUGCCUGCUUCAGAUCAGCUGCAGCUCAGACUGAGACUGUACUUUAAAUCAGCCAUGCAGCUCACAACAUUUGAAAUCCCCAAAAGACUUAUUUUGUGGAUGUUCCAUGUUUGUAUUACCUAAUUUCUCACUUUAUUUGCACAUUGAGAUAUUACGAGAAAUGUGUUUUUCUUAAGACUCUGACUCCAGUUUCACCAGUGGGCAGUGUGGGACCGUACCCUCCUAUGAGUCAUUCCUCAAGUAAACAUAUCUCUAAUCUGUGUUCAUUCCGAAGUGAUUUACUUUUCUUACAUAUUUUCAAAGCAAAGAAUGUGUGGCACUCAGCCACGAACAGUCUCGUCAAACACAACUCAUCACCCUCAGAUCUGCCUAUAAACUGUAGCUGGCGCUCAGCACUGCUGAGUAUUCUUAAGAGCACCUCUCUUUACAACUGCUGCAAGUUGACUACAUAUCUUAGUAACACAGAGGACAGACACACACCGAAGCCCACAUCAGGAGAGAGGGAGUGACUGAACUAGGUGCCAAAUAAUGGGUCAUGCCCUGAUGCUUCUCACCCGUACUCUGCCCUCGACUGUGUUGGGCCGGCGCGUGUCUGUUGAUUCUUCAGCACGUUGUAUCAGAAAGCACUUUGUUCACACUGUGUUUAUGCACCACUACUCACAAUCCACUGCAAACUAUGACCAGAAAUGGUGGCUGAGGUAGCACUUGUACUUAUUCUCGAAUUCUCGUCAUAACUUAAUCUUGACUGAUGGAGUUUUGAAGGCCUCUUACUUUGUCAAAGGUAUACCAUGCAGGAUUUUCCUAAAACAAAUCUAACAAUAGACCCAUACAAAAAUAAUCCCUCUCAAUCAUCACUAAUGACCCUGUUGAAGUGUGUCACGUUGUCUGUAUCAGCGGAGACCCUGCCCUCUGCCUGUCUGUUUUAAAUGUAAUUAUUUGGCUGUGACAUCAGUCAUUCUGGAAAGAGGAGCUGGAUUGUUUAGUCUCAGUCCAAAGUCAUAACAUACCAACGAUUCUGACCUUUUCAGACCAGGUGGACAGUAGUCUCUCUUAACCUGCCAAUGUUAGCACCAGGUGUGUGUGCAAAUUCUAAAACAUUGGCGCCCUCUUGUUACUUCAGCAUUUAAUGCUAUCUUUAAGUGGUUUCUGAUUGUAAAGAAGUGUCCGCUUGUCGUGGCAUCGCAGUUCCCACAUGCAUGCUUCCUAUACCGAAAGCGCAUCUUGUCUGCUGUCGUUUCUAAGUACGUCUUACUUGCCAACAUUUAGCAGUCAUUUGCUGAUUUCAUCCAUUCCACACCAAAUUUAUGGAAGAAGACAACAUUAUUAUUGACAGUGAGCAUACAUUAAGCAAACAUCAACGAAUUUUGUCUCCCUUAAGAAAUUGCUCAGUUUUGUGAGUUGUGUCUGUGUGUGUGAGGAGACACUUUUAAACUUUAUCAAACACUGUCCACAAAUGUCCACAAACUGUACCACAAAUUGAAAACUAUCUUGGGCCCUCUUGUUUAGUCCUGACUUCCCUCUUUUAAAUUGGUGAUGUUUAAUUAAAUCACCUGUUAUUAGCCUCA
This is a messenger RNA of Acanthopagrus latus (yellowfin seabream), 2930 nucleotides long. It is a transcript of the gene rnf34a, whose product is annotated as ring finger protein 34a. Gene Ontology annotation, cellular component: cytoplasm; plasma membrane. Bases 199 to 1341 code for a protein of 380 amino acids. The transcript has 8 exons. NCBI's taxonomy places the organism in Eukaryota, Metazoa, Chordata, Actinopteri, Spariformes, Sparidae. Gene Ontology annotation, biological process: protein K48-linked ubiquitination; proteasome-mediated ubiquitin-dependent protein catabolic process; negative regulation of extrinsic apoptotic signaling pathway via death domain receptors. Gene Ontology annotation, molecular function: ubiquitin protein ligase activity. The record is from RefSeq and is a predicted model, not a curated record.